Molecule: messenger RNA, 1056 nt
Organism: Amborella trichopoda
Lineage: Eukaryota; Viridiplantae; Streptophyta; Magnoliopsida; Amborellales; Amborellaceae
Source: RefSeq, a predicted model, not a curated record
CCCACCUCUACGCGUCGAUCCCUGCACAAUCCACGGUCUUUGUGAGGGAGAAAAGAAACCCAAAACACGCGCUCUCUCACAUUCAGAUCCCAUUCCCCCACUCCAAAACCCAUCACCCACCUCUCUCGAAACAUGGCCACCGCCACUGCAACGGAGCCAGCAUCCUCUCCGCCCAAAAGAGCCCUAAUCACGGGCAUCACCGGCCAAGAUGGCUCCUACCUCACCGAAUUUCUCUUAGAGAAGGGCUAUGAGGUCCACGGCCUCAUCCGCCGCUCCUCCAACUUCAACACGCAGCGCCUCAACCACCUCUACAUCGACCCCCACAACGCCCAGCACGCUCGCAUGCGCCUCCACUAUGCCGACCUCACCGAUGCUUCCUCCCUGCGGCGCUGGGUAGACACCAUUGCCCCUGACGAGGUCUACAACCUGGCAGCCCAGUCCCAUGUUGCUGUCUCCUUUGAGACCCCUGACUACACCGCUGAUGUUGUUGCCACCGGUGCCCUCCGCCUCCUGGAGGCGGUCCGUGCCCACAUCCAUACCACUGGCCGCCAUGUCCGAUACUACCAGGCCGGCUCCUCCGAAAUGUACGGAUCCACCCCUCCGCCGCAAUCUGAAUCCACGCCAUUUCACCCCCGAUCCCCUUAUGCGGCCUCAAAAGUGGCGGCCCACUGGUACACGGUGAACUAUCGUGAGGCCUAUGGCCUCUUCGCCUGCAAUGGGAUCCUGUUCAACCAUGAGAGCCCGAGAAGGGGAGAGAAUUUUGUUACUAGAAAGAUCACAAGAGCGGUGGGUCGCAUAGUGGUCGGAUUGCAGAAGAAAUUGUUCCUGGGGAAUUUGAAGGCGCAGAGGGAUUGGGGAUUUGCGGGUGACUAUCUCAUUCCAUUAUUUUACCAUCUUUGUAGAGCUAUAGUCACAGGUGGAAGACGCGGCGUAGUGGAAGCUGUUGAUGGUUGGGAUUCGGAGCCGACGAAAACACGCUCCCCCAUUGUAUGUUUUAGUGGGCAGUUUGGCCCUAGUUAUAGUCUUUUGUGGAACCCUUGUACUGUUGGGCCCUGA